AUGAGUAUCUUGGCAUGGGUGACUCAGAUCCUACAAGUUGAUUCAUCUUUGCGAAGGCAUGAGGCCUUGAGGCUGGAUGUCCAUAGUUGUGACAUAGUGAUCUGGUGUGGAGUGAAUGUGGUGGAAGAGAUUGUUCUUAGAGACUGGAGUUAA
Coprinopsis cinerea okayama7#130 is the source of this 153-nucleotide messenger RNA. RefSeq lists its product as hypothetical. Bases 1 to 153 code for a protein of 50 amino acids. NCBI's taxonomy places the organism in Eukaryota, Fungi, Basidiomycota, Agaricomycetes, Agaricales, Psathyrellaceae. The transcript has 3 exons. The record is from RefSeq and is a predicted model, not a curated record.